UUGCCAACUCCCCAAGAAAGCCUGCUUGCUCACCAAGACACGCCACAGCUUAUCUUCCCCUUCCUUCCACAGCACAACGUACCUACCGCUAUAUAUCCUCCUCGCCAUGGAAGCAGAGCUCCUGCCUUCCCGGAUACUCGGCCGGGGAGGCCAUGGAUCAGGAGUUCCAAGAGGCCGACGUCCUGUGGCCUCAACACUCCUACCACAGCAGUGACAGCGUGGACGACGUCGACGGCGCCGACGUCAAGGAAUUCAUGACCAAGGUGUCUUCUCCGCUGGAGUUGUCUGCCCCGGUCGGCGUGCCUCGCCGGAAGCGGCGGUCUCGCUCCUGGACGCCUCAACAAUUCAGCGGCGGCAGCAGCGGCCGCGACGAGGACGAGGGCGACAUCGGCUGUACCAACGACGCGAAGAGGAACGUCCCGCCGCACGUGCUGGCUGAGCGGCGGAGAAGGCUCGCCGGAAGGUCGACGGCGGCGUACUCCAUGUGCGCUGGGAAAGGCAGGACGCUCAAAGGGCGGGACCUCCGGAACAUCAGGAACCUUGUCCUCAAGAUGACCGGAUUCAUCGAGAAAUGAAAGGAUUUAACACCGUGGAUAUAGUAUUACUUCUACCAAUUGUGAACGUCCAUCAAUGGACGUGUGUGAGAGUUUGUGGCAACCUCAAGUUUCAGCAAGAGCUCCGCUCAAGGAAGAAGAAAGGCGUGAGUUGUAAUAACUCUUUGUUUAAUUUAUUGAUUUUAUUUAGUUA
Molecule: messenger RNA, 747 nt
Organism: Lolium perenne
Lineage: Eukaryota; Viridiplantae; Streptophyta; Magnoliopsida; Poales; Poaceae
Product: protein S40-3
Source: RefSeq, a predicted model, not a curated record